Effrenium voratum is the source of this 1489-nucleotide messenger RNA. The record is from the annotation of a GenBank genome assembly. NCBI's taxonomy places the organism in Eukaryota, Dinophyceae, Suessiales, Symbiodiniaceae.
UCGCCCACUCAGCCCAUGGCGUCCGCGCCCUCCGGCCGUGGCUGGCCGUGUCGGGGCGAAUGCGGCGGGAAGCUCUCAGGCCGAGGUCUGGGCCAUUUCUGUCUCGAAUUGAAGUUCAGAAGCUCUAGAAGCGAUGGCGUCUUCUCCGGAGACCUCUCUACGCAAGCGAGCGGCAGCAGCAACGCUCGAAGAGCUGGAGUUGCAGGACAAAGCCCCAGAAGUGGCAGCCGCAGCAGAGGCGCGCAGUUCAACUUGUUUGGUUGGCUGCGGUGAGACGGCAGGUCAUCCGCAAUGCAGAGGGUGUUUAGGGUUUUUGCGGGGCUGAAGGACAAAGCCCCAGAAGCGGCAGCCACCGCAGAGGACAAAGCCCCAGAAGUGCAUGCCCCCGCAGAGGCCUCCUUGCGCAAACUGUCCUUGCAGCAGUUGAGAGAGAUGGCCACGAAGAUGAAGGUUUCUAAGAAAGGCACCAAAAGCGAGAUCAGGGCAAGGCUCCAGGCAAGGCAGACCCAGGCCUGCUCGACCAAGGGGGCAGGAGCUGCACCUGCGUUGGCGGACGAGCGACGGGGAGCGCAGGCAAUUGCUCAUGUGGAGGCUGAAGAAGUGGACGGCCAUAUCGCCGAAAGCCAGGUGGAUAAAGAAGCUCCAGUUGACCUCACGUCGCCAGCUGGCUGGUCUCAAGAAGGCCCAGUGAGCCGUGCGACCCGAAACUUGCAAGUGCAAGUCAGCAAGCUGGAGCCCAGCAAGCGUGGUGGGCGCAGAGCAAAGAUGGCUGAUAAGCCAAAGCCGAAGAAGCGAGCUGAGCCUGUGUGUCUGGACGACAGCGACUUCGGUGGGCGCAGAGCAAAGAUGGCUGAUAAGCCAAAGCCGAAGAAGCGAGCUGAGCCUGUGUGUCUGGACGACAGCGACUUCGAGAUCUCGCGCUGCUGGCUGCAGGCCCAUGCCAAGAAGUUUGCCCAAGACUUGCAUGAGAAAGAGGACUUCACUGGAAACCGCGUCAGCUUUUCCAAGAACUCCUUGCUGGCGUUGCAGAUGUCCCUUGAGAUGUUUGCGCAGGAGUGGAUGACAGACUGCGCCCUAUUGGCGCAGCACGGAAAGCGCACCACGGUGUGCAAGAGUGAUCUCGCGCUCUCCUUGCUGAUGCGCAACGAGGGCUGGGUGGGCGGCAAGCACAAGGAAAUUCACGAGGAGGUCGAGGCGGCGCGCGCUCAGAACAAGAAGCUGCGGAAAAGCCAGCGUGACUGUGCUGAGGUGAAAUUGCCGACGGUCAGGCAGAUUGAGAAGAUGGUCUUCGGAGAUUGAGCCUGCAGCACAUGACAGAUCGCGUGAGCCCCUGCAAUUUUGGUAGUAACUUUCGCAUUUUCGAGCAGUGCGCGCCAACCCUGCUGCGUUCAGAGAAGAGGAAAAGAGAGAAAGAGAGAGACAGAGAGAGAGAGAGAGAGCGAGAGAGAGAGAGAGAGAGAGCAAGUGGCGUGGCAUGGUGAAGAAUUGG